Molecule: messenger RNA, 766 nt
Organism: Drosophila navojoa
Lineage: Eukaryota; Metazoa; Arthropoda; Insecta; Diptera; Drosophilidae
Gene: Prx1
Product: Peroxiredoxin 1
Biological process (GO): cell redox homeostasis; leukocyte activation; cellular response to stress
Cellular component (GO): cytosol
Molecular function (GO): thioredoxin peroxidase activity
Source: RefSeq, a predicted model, not a curated record
CAAACAGAUCUCCAGUAAAUUUAUCCAAAUUUCGUACAAGCUACAUCAUAUUCAUAGACCUGCUCUCAUAACUUUGAAAAUGGAUUUACUGCGCAAGGUCGCACCCGAAAUCAAUUCGAUUGCCGUGAUGGCAAUGAGCGCAUAUCGCGUGAUGACACUGAGCGAAUAUCGCGGCCGAUAUGUGAUACUGCUCUUUUAUCCGGCGAACUUCUCGUUCGUCUGCCCAACGGAGCUGCAUGCGUUCAGCGAUCGGGCCCAGGAGUUCCGCAUGGUGGGCUGUGAGGUGAUUGCCUGCUCGACGGACAGUCAUUUCGCUCACUGCGCCUGGAUGAUGCAGCCGCGCAAGGCGGGCGGCCUCGGCGAAAUCGAUAUUCCACUGUGGGCCGACAAGUCGAUGAAGAUUGCUCGCGACUACCAGAUGCUGGACGAGGCGACGGGUCUGGCCAAUCGGGGCAUGUUCAUCAUCGAUCGUGUCGGCCUCGUGCGGCAUAUCUCGGUUAAUGACAAUGGCGUCGGACGCAGUGUCGAGGAGGCGCUGCGCCUCGUCCAGGCCUUUCAGUACACCGAUGAGUUUGGCGAGGUUUGCCCAGUUAAUUGGAAGCCCGGCUCCAGGACCAUGAAACCGGAUAUGGCUGGCAAAGAAGAUUACUUCAAAAAUGCCAUCUGAAACUGAAUAUAUUCCCCAAUUUGAUACACGAAGGAGUGCAAGAAUAUGUUUUAUACUUAAUACAGUUCUUUAGACAGUGUUAAUAAAUGCGAAAAAUUA